Calliphora vicina (urban bluebottle blowfly) is the source of this 1425-nucleotide messenger RNA. Its product is annotated as trypsin Tyr p 3.0101-like. Bases 1 to 1425 code for a protein of 474 amino acids. Gene Ontology annotation, biological process: proteolysis. The transcript is spliced from 2 exons. Gene Ontology annotation, molecular function: serine-type endopeptidase activity. Lineage: Eukaryota; Metazoa; Arthropoda; Insecta; Diptera; Calliphoridae. The record is from RefSeq and is a predicted model, not a curated record.
AUGGCAACUUUGGCUCUAUUGUACAUUUUGCUUUUGGCAUUAUUCCUGGCCACAAAACAAACAAAUGCUUCCCUUUUAAAUGAAACCAAGGAAAGUUCCCGUAUUGUGGGUGGCACUGUAACUAACAUUGGCAGAGCUAAAUUUGUGGUGAAUCUUCGUAAAAAUGGUAAAUUUAUUUGUGGCGGUACUUUGGUGGCACCAAAAACUGUAAUCACUGCCGCCCAUUGUGUGGAAGGAUUAAGAGCCUCGGAUCUGUCUAUAAUAGGUGGAGCUACUUAUCUUUCGGAUAAGGGCGUAAAAAGCACUGUCUCAAAAGUAAUUAUACCAAAAGAAUACAAUAACCGAAAUAUGGAUAUGGAUAUAGCGGUACUGGAAUUAUCCAGUGCCCUGAAAGGAGCCAAUAUUUCAACUAUUGAAUUGUGUAAAUCGAAAUGGAAUACUAAUGACUUCAUAACGGUUUAUGGUUGGGGUCAAAUUACCGAAACCAAUGACAAAAGCUCAAAUCAAUUGAGGACGGUGAGUGUGCCUGUAAUAGAGCAGAACAAAUGCAGCGAUAUGUAUAAAGGCCAGGGCAAAAUAACACGUUCAAUGUUUUGUGCGGGCAACUUGAGGGGCAAAGAUGCUUGUACUGGCGAUUCUGGGGGACCAGCCGUAUUUAAAAAUCAAUUAUGUGGUGUGGUAUCGUGGGGUAUUGGUUGUGCUCGCAUCUCAUUAAUAUACGUUAAGGGAAAUGAAAGUAGUGCCCGCAUAGUUAGUGGUUCUACAACAAAUAUAAGCAGAGCCAAAUUUACGGUCAAUUUACGAGUUAAUGGCAAAUUUAUAUGUGGCGGUUCUUUGGUCACACCAAAAAUUGUUGUCACAGCAGCUCAUUGUGUUAAAAACGUUAGUCCAGCUCGAUUAACGGUGGUGGGCGGUGUCACCUACCUUUCAGAAUCGGGAGUACGCCGUAGUGUCGAGAAAAUUAUAACACCCAAGGAAUAUAAUCCUAGAACUUAUCAUUCGGAUAUAGCGGUACUCAAAUUAUCAGGCAAUAUGAGUGGCAAUAAUAUUGCUACCAUUGAACUGUGCAAAUCUAAUUGGAAACUAGGAGAUUCUAUUGAUGUUUAUGGCUGGGGUGCACUGAGCGAAAACAAUAAUCGUGAAUCGAAUCAAUUACGUACAGUAAGAGUUCCCUUAGUAACUCGUAAAAAAUGUUCGGAUAUGUAUAAAGUUGAUGGCAGUAGAAUAACUCAGACAAUGUUCUGUGCUGGAGACUUAAAAGGAAAAGAUGCUUGCUUUGGUGAUUCCGGUGGUCCGGCUGUAUUUCAGAAUCAAUUGUGUGGAGUUGUCUCGUGGGGUGUUGGUUGUGCGAGAACUAAUUUUCCUGGCGUCUAUACAAGUGUUAAGACUGUUCGAAAUUUUAUUGAUCGUGCUAUGAAACUAUGA